Fukomys damarensis (Damara mole-rat) is the source of this 976-nucleotide messenger RNA. Its product is annotated as translation initiation factor IF-2-like. The transcript is spliced from 4 exons. The coding region runs from base 1 to 720 and encodes 239 amino acids. Lineage: Eukaryota; Metazoa; Chordata; Mammalia; Rodentia; Bathyergidae. The record is from RefSeq and is a predicted model, not a curated record.
AUGGAUCUGAAAAACGACAGUGCUGGAACCACCACCGAUGGGACGCUGGCCCCAAAGAGACACCUGCCCCACCCACCUCACACAAUAACCUUCCAUCCCCCGACGACAGCUAGCGAGGGAGAGGACGCCGGGAGGGGAGGGUGCCCCGGGUGCCAGAGCCGGGACUCGAGCCGGGCGGAGCUGCCUUACCCAGUCCCGGAGCAGCGUCCAGUUUCCCCCGGGGCCGCGCUAACGCCAGUGCCUCUCCCUCCGGCAGGGACCCCGGCCCCGGCCUCUGCGCCUGGCCGCCGCCGUCCUCUUACUCCAUUGCCUCGGUCAGGGGCGCUGAGGCAGGAGCCGGAGGAGGAAAAGGGAAAGGGAGGCAAAGGUCCGGGAAGGAACAGUCGGGGAGGGGCAAAAACGCGGAGACUAGCCGGCUCCCGUGACGUCACUUCCGGUCUGUCCGGAAGGGCGGGGCCUGAACGCCUCGAAGGCCCGGCGGCGGUUGGAGGGCGGGGCUACGGGCCGGGAGGGGUUGAGCCGGUUCUCGAGACGUUGGCGGUUCUUUUGACUCGGGGUUCCGUAGUCUUCUCAGCCUUAGGUACUUCUGGGCGCAAGACUGAUUGGGCCGAUUGGGUCAAGUUCGGUCCGGGAAAGCUCAAACUGUACUGUCUACGCAUCACCGGAGACCUUGUCAAGAUGCAGUUUCUGAUGUUAGGGUCGGAGAUUCUGCGUCCCUAAUGAAUUCCCAGAUGAGGCCGAAGCUGCUGUUCCCCAGGCUGCACUGAGAGCAACAAGGGGUAGGUACCCAGCCUGCUCACCUAAAGACGCUUGGAGAGGUAGACGGUCCACGGAAAACGCCUAGAUUUCAACUGUCACAGCCUCGCAGCCUCCCGAAUCCUAGCGGGUGCCGCACCCCUACACCUCUGCCUGCCCCGCCUCCCAAUUCCCGCUCAGCACGCAGGCUUUAGGGCUAACGUUUCCAGAAUGGGCACAG